Molecule: messenger RNA, 489 nt
Organism: Paramuricea clavata
Lineage: Eukaryota; Metazoa; Cnidaria; Anthozoa; Malacalcyonacea; Plexauridae
Source: the annotation of a GenBank genome assembly
AUUUCGCCAUCUGUAUGGACAGUGAUUCGUUCUUAUGGGUUAUUGGGAAGUUUAAGAGGAUCAAGAGGAGGAAAGAAAAGAUGUCUAAACCGGGUUUAUUCGAUACCCAUUCUUGAAAAUCGAUAUCGUACAAUAUUUGUUAGGCAAAAUUCUGGUGUAAAUGUGUCAAACUUAUUAAAUAUUCAAAGUCGAACAAAUUGCAGUGUGCAACCAACCGUUCCACCAGACAAUACUCCCAGAAUAAAUAAUAGAUCGAAGCUGAAAAUUGCACAUUUAAACGUUCGUUCAAUAAAAAACAGAGAUCAUUUUCUCCAAACUAAGUUUAUCGUGCAAGAAAACGAAUAUGACAUUUUCGCUGUUUCUGAAUCUUGGCUAAAUUCGACAGUCCGAAAUGCGGACAUAGAGAUUGAGGGAUAUUCGUUGUCCAGACUGGAUAGAUUAAAUAAAGCUGGAGGAGGUGUUUGUGUUUAUACGCGGGCCUCGUUAAAA